AACGAGGACUGCUCGGAAGCAUGGCAGGGCGAGCGAUGGCUGGACGUGAAGACUACUGCUAUGCGUCAAAUACUGGAAAAGCGGAUUCAGCUGGCGAAGCGCAAGGGGUGCGACGGCAUCGAGCCGGACUGUGUGGAUGCAUACACUGGAAACAUCAUGGUUAAACCCAUCAGCCAUUUCACCAUCACGAAAAAUGACCAGUUUAACUUCAACUCGUGGAUUGCGAACACAGUGCACAAGUACGGCAUGUCAGUGGGUCUCAAGAACCCCGGAGCCCUCGCUCCCUCCCACAUGGCGGGCCUGUUUGACUGGGCUCUUGUUGAAGAGUGCAACCAGUACACGGAUUGGAGCGGUGGAGAGUGGUACAGUGGCAAGUAUGGGUGCGACUAUGCCAACGAGUUUAUUCUUCGCAACAAGGCGGUGUUUGUGGCCGAGUAUGUGGAGAGCUGGGGCAAUUCAGCAGGAGUGAAGAAUGGCAUUCGAUUCCCACAGUACCUCACACAGGGUAUGUGUGCUGACAACAAUGCACAUGGCUUCACAACCCGCCUCUACGACCUGAACUUGGGAAACGGGCCAAGUUACUCAUUUGCCAACUGCUUGCAGCACAAGCCUGCAGGAUGCAGCGUGUGGAGGGAGUGUAUCAAGCCCGAGGUGUAUAACCAAUACAAGCAGCAGGGCAUGGCGAGACGGGAUGCUGUAGGCCAAUGUGCCAGGGCUAGGAAAGCUGCGUGCAGGUACACUUAG
Messenger RNA from Closterium sp. Naga37s-1, 744 nucleotides. The record is from the annotation of a GenBank genome assembly. NCBI's taxonomy places the organism in Eukaryota, Viridiplantae, Streptophyta, Zygnematophyceae, Desmidiales, Closteriaceae.